AGCGAUUCGGACAUGACAGCGGCAAUGUUGGAGCAGAGGGGAGCACCCGACCUCAUCCUCGCAUCUUUAUACAUGCCAUACGAUGUACCCGAUCCCCCGACAAAAUCCUUCAGGAAACUCACCGCCUGGGCGGAGCAACGAGGGAUAAAUAUGGUGGCUGGCUGUGACGCCAACGCUCACCACACGGCGUGGAACAGCUCGAACAUCAACGAUAGAGUUUUCAAGGAUACGCCGACAAUGGAUUUUUGUGCCUUUCGUAUGACUGUCAGGAAAUUUAUCAAGGAUCUGAGAUCAUUGCGCCUUUUGUUGUGCAAAGCAACGAAGGCUUCUGCGUCCCUCAUAUGCAUUAUGGGGUCAUUUGUGAAUUUCAUUAAGACUUUCAUGUAUUAA
Messenger RNA from Rhagoletis pomonella (apple maggot), 390 nucleotides. RefSeq lists its product as uncharacterized. The transcript has 3 exons. The record is from RefSeq and is a predicted model, not a curated record. The coding region runs from base 13 to 390 and encodes 125 amino acids. Lineage: Eukaryota; Metazoa; Arthropoda; Insecta; Diptera; Tephritidae.